Messenger RNA from Orcinus orca (killer whale), 8519 nucleotides. Its product is annotated as zinc finger protein 345-like. The transcript is spliced from 4 exons. NCBI's taxonomy places the organism in Eukaryota, Metazoa, Chordata, Mammalia, Artiodactyla, Delphinidae. Gene Ontology annotation, biological process: regulation of DNA-templated transcription. Gene Ontology annotation, molecular function: RNA polymerase II cis-regulatory region sequence-specific DNA binding; DNA-binding transcription factor activity, RNA polymerase II-specific. The record is from RefSeq and is a predicted model, not a curated record. The coding region runs from base 136 to 2619 and encodes 827 amino acids.
CGCAACACAGAGGCAGGUCUGAGGCUAGGCGACCCCGCCCGGGGUAUCACGCGCCAAGCCCGGGAGAGUGACCGCCGUGCCCGCGUCUCGCCUCAUCUCCCGCAGCUCCCGGGCCCGCUCCGUCCACCGAGUCCGAUGGCGACGGCGGCGCUGAGGGACCCGCCUGAGGUUGGUGUGACCUUUGAGGACAUUGCCCUGUACUUCUCCUGGGAGGAAUGGAAGCUCCUUGAUGAGGCUCAGAGACACCUGUACCAUGAUGUGAUGCUGGAGAACUUUGAACUUAUAUCUUCACUGGGUGUCUGGAGUGGAGAAGAGAAUGUUGAGGCAUCCUUUGAACAGAAUGUUUCUGUGGUAAUGUCACAGGUCAGGACUUCCAAGGAACCUUCAUCUUCCCAGAAGACUCACCCCUGUGAGAUGUGUGGUCCAGUCUUGAGAGACAUUUUCCAUUUGACUGAGCAGCAGGGAACACAACACAGCCAGAAACUAUUCAAGUGUAGGGCAUGUGCAAAAGGAUUUUAUUUCAGUGCAGACACUCAGCAGCACCAGGAGCAACACAUGCAAGAAAAACCGUUCAUAAUCGGUGUGGACAGGGCCUCAUUUGUGAAGAGCAGCAAUUUCCAUGUGUCAGGGGAGGCUUUUACCUGCAAGAAAGUUGCAGAGGACUUCCUAGCCACCUCAGGACAUCUGAAUCAACAGGCCAUUCACACUGGGGAAAAGCCAAACACAGUCACCCACUGCAUGGAAACGUUACAAAGCAGAAAAAGUCAUUGCACCAGGGGAGAAUGCAAGAAAGCCUUCAGCCCCAAACACACACUUGUUCAGGCCCAGAGUGUCUACACUGAAAGACAGUGUUUUAUGUGCAGUGAAUGUGGGAAAACAUUCAAGUAUAAAUCCUCAUUUGUUGUGCACCAGAGAAUUCACACUGGUGACAGGCUUUAUGACUGUGGCGACUGUGGAAAAUCUUUUAGGGGAAGCUCAGCCCUCAUUCAACAUCGAAGAAUUCAUACUGGGGCAAGGCAGUACAAGUGCAGCAAAUGUGGGAAAUCCUUUAGCCAAGAAUUUGUCUUCAUUUAUCCUCAGAGGAGUCACACUGGAGAAGAUUGCCACAUUUGCCAUCAGUGUGCACAAUCUUUUAGCCAUAGCUCCAUCUUUUUUCAACAACAGACAGUUCACACUGGAGAAAUGAGUUAUGAGUGCACUGAAUGUAGGAAGCCCUUUAGACGAAAAUCUGACCUCAUUGAACACUGGAGGGUUCACACAGGAGAAAGGCCUUAUGAGUGCAGUGAAUGUGGGAAAUCCUUUACUUCUAGCUCCGCCCUUCGUUAUCAUCAGAGAGUUCACACUGGAGAAAAGCCUUAUAAAUGUGGGGAAUGUGGGAAGUCUUUUACCUCUAGCUCUGGCCUACGUUAUCAUCAGAGAAUUCACACAGGAGAAAGGCCAUAUGAGUGUACUGAUUGUGGAAAGUCUUUUACCCAAAUAAAUCACCUCAUUAUACACCGAAGAGUUCACACAGGAGAAAGGCCUUAUGAGUGUAGUGAAUGUGGGAAAUCCUUUAGCCACAAAUCUUACCUGUCUCAACACCAGAGAGUUCACACUGGAGAAAGGCCUUAUGAAUGUAGUGAAUGUGGGAAAUCUUUUACCUCUGGUUCCGCCCUCUGUUAUCAUCAGAGAGUUCACACAGGAGAAAAACCUUAUGAGUGCAGUGAAUGUGGGAAAUCCUUUACCAAUGGACCGAUACUCAUUCGACACCGUAGAGUUCACACAGGAGAAAGGCCUUAUGAGUGCAGUGAAUGUGGGAAAUCCUUUACCCAAAGAAAUCAUCUCAACAUACACCAGAGAGUUCACACAGGAGAAAGACCUUAUGAGUGCAUUGAAUGUGGGAAAUCUUUUACCUCUGGUUCUGCCCUUCGUUAUCAUCAGAAAAUUCACAUUGGAGAAAGGCCUUAUGAGUGCAGUGAAUGUGAGAAAUCUUUUACCUCUAGCUCUGCCCUCCGUUGUCAUCAGAGAGUUCACACAGGAGAAAGACCUUUUGACUGCAGUGAAUGUGGUAAAUCUUUUAGGGACAGUUCCCAAUUGAAUCAACACCAGAGAGUUCACACUGGAGAAAAGCCUUAUGAAUGUAGUGACUGUGGGAGAUCCUUUAGCCAGAAUUCAUACCUCUCUAAACACCGGAGAGUUCACACUGGAGAAAGGCCUUAUGAGUGCAGUGAAUGUGAGAAAUCUUUUACUUCUGUCUCUGCCCUUGGUUAUCAUCAGAGAGUUCACACUGGAGAAAGACCUUAUAAGUGCAGUGACUGUGGGAAAUCUUUUACCAAUAGCUCAAUACUGAUUCGCCAUCGGAGAGUUCACACAGGAGAAAGGCCUCAUGCAUGUAGUGACUGUGGAAAGUCCUUUACCCAAAGAAUUCACCUCAUAAUUCACCGGAGAGUUCACACAGGAGAAAGGCCUUAUGAGUGCAGUGAAUGUGGGAAAUCUUUUACCUCUCGUUCCACCCUUCAUUAUCAUCAGAGAGUUCACACAGGAGAAAAGCCUUAUGACUGCAGCGAAUGUGGGAAGUCUUUUAGCCGAAAAUCUAACCUCUCUCAGCACCAGCGAGUUCACACUGGAGAAAGGCCUUAAAUGUGUAAGAAAUGUAUAAUUUCCUUGUUCAGUGUAGUGACAUUGGAUGAAACUGUGAGGCACUAGUUGUCCCAUGCAUCCAAACAUCAGGAGUAGAGAGAUUCCUCAUAAUUUUCAGUUUUGUGGGAAGCAUGUGUGACUGUGUUACACUCUCUAACCUACCCAGGGCUCUUGAUAGAUUUAUGUCACUGCCACUUUCUGUAGCCAGAUCCAUUUCACCUCUAUAAGCUGGCAUGUCCCCACAGUGUGCAUCAGUCACUACUGCAGUGUGCUCAGGGAAGCCAACUCUGUUCUCUCAUUUCUGGGAGGAAAUUAGGAAUAACCUGAACCUUUAGGAUUCCCUUUCUGACCAGCUUGGGCAUGGGCCUGACCUACUAUUGGCCCAGAGAACAUCAUAUGAGUUCAUCUGGCAGCUUCCAGAGAAGGAUUACCAUUUUCAGGGACACGUUGGUCUCAAGAUACUUGUGAUGAAGUUUUAUACCUUCUGAGUCACCAGCUAAAGAACUGCCAGCCAUUGCUGGCAGAUCUGCCAGAACAUUGCCAGAACAGUAACAAAGACCUUACUGUUUAAGUCCUCUUUAAUCUUGGAUAUUUUAUUUACCAAAUAGGGUAGGUUAUAAACAGAUUUGGGCAUGAAGGGGUGAGCAACUUUUAUGGGGGUAUCAAACUUUCUGUGCCUCAGAGGAGACAUUACAAAGGCAGAAAUUAACUUACUAGUUUUUGUCAAAUUUGCAUUUCUGCCCGUGGCCUCCUAGGAAAGACUGCAGGACUUUCUUGUCUUCAUUUGAGGCCUGGAUGCUAUGAGUUUUAGGAGACUCAGAGGGCACCCUGAGGAGGGGUCCAGUGUGAAAACCUCAACUGCUUCUGGGAGCAGCAUGAAUUUUUUCCCUUGUUCACAGGGCAUGUCAGCAAUGCUGAGGGAACUCUCUUCCCCAGGUCUUACAAAGAGCCAGGCAGAUUUUUAAAAAAAAGAGAGAAAAGGAGAAUCUGUAGUCCACAGAUGUGUCUCUUGUGACCCAGGCCGCAUUCCUGUUGACUCUGGUGGAAAGUCAUUGCUCACUCUAUUUGCUGUCUUUGAGCUUGCGGGAUCUUAGUUUCCCAACCAGGCCUCAUCAGUGAAAGUGCAGAGUCCUAACUACUGGACUGCCAGGGAAUUCCCAUUUUUUUCAUUCUUACCGGCAGUGUAUGAGAGCUCCAUUUCUUCCACAUCCUGGUGAAUAUUUCAUUUGUUCAUUCUUUUUUUUUUUUUAACAAAAGUUGUCACUUUAUUAUAUUGUACAUAUGUGUCUUUCUACAUAAAUGGGAUAAAAGAUAACAUUCCAGAAUAUUAGUGUUUUUAUUGGGAAUGUGUAUUUCUUUUAUUUUUAUUAUUUGUAUUUUUUUAUAGUCAGUCAUUCUUAAUUUUAACCCUUUUUGUAAGUUUGUCCAGCUAUCUAACUGUUGUUUUAUUUGCAUUUCCCUAAAGGUUCAUGAUGAGCAUUUCUUCAGAUGCAUAUUUGCUACCUCUGUAUCUUUAGUGAAGUGUUCAUAUCUUCUGCCUAUUCUGUGAAUUUUGGCUAUUUUCUUCCUUUCACAAAAGAACAGUGAAACAGCCAAGUUGUAUUGGAAUUUCACUCAUUUUGUGACUUUUUAAUUUAUGGAAUAAUUGUUUUUAAUACUGGAAUAAUAUGUUCUAAUUUUUUCAAUUUUUUAUGCUAUGUGCAAUGUAAUGGAAACAUAUACCAUAUACUUUUAAUUUUAAUCUGUGUUAAUAAUGUACUCUCCAGCACUUUCUAAAGUUCAGACAUUUAAUAAUACCACAAACCCUUGCUUAGUAGUGUUCGCCCCUUUGCCUGGUCUAUCAUCAUGGGAGUUGGUGGCUUGGAGCAGAACUCUUGGUGAGGGAGACAAGAUGGCAUCAGGAUGAACAGGGUGUUUUUUGAGUCCCAAAGCCUAGCAGGACUGGAAAUAAGGCAGUAAUCAGACUCCCCAAGCCCUGGGUCAGGCAGCCUGGGUUUGAAUCCUGAUCCCAAAAUAUUGUGACUCACAGGCAAAUGACCAACAAUUCUGGGCCUCAGUUUCCCCCUUUGUAAAAGAGGUAUAAGUUGUGGCUCUACCAGUGAGCUGUGGGAGGUGAAGAGCUGAAACAUGGUUAUACCCGCAACCUCAUUGGACCUAGGCAGCACUAGCCUCUGCCUUCCAUGACAUUCCCUGGCCAGGCACCCCUCAUUUUCCCCAAAAUCCCUGGGUACAUUUGGGAAAGAAAUGGGGCUUCUCAGAAGCCACUGACCCACCCACCCCACCCACCCACAAGGAGGCAGAGGCUGUACUGACAUCUCAGUGUGGGUUCCCCACCUGGGAAUCUCUGGACAACUUGCUAGAGCUCCCUGAGACUCAGUUUGCUGACUGACAUGGAGGUGAUGAGGCGCUUACCUUGGUUCCUGUGAGGAUUAAUAAAAGUAACAAAAUACUGAGUACCUAACGGUGCCAGGAUUCCAGGGUUUCUUUAUGAACAUAUUCUCUUUAAUUCUCACAACCCAAGAUAGUGGGAACUAUUAUUGUACUGCUGGGGAAAUCCAGGGUCAGAAUGAUGUUGUGGGUUCCCCAAGGUCACACAAUGGACAAGUGUCUGGUUCAAGAUGCUGGAUUCAUACCCCUAAGUCUAGCUCCAGAGCUGGGGAUGUUUAAUCCCUUUACCUCAGCACGUGAAGCACUCAUCCCUGGGCAGGCACGCACAGAGUUCCAAGGAGUCUCAGCUGCUGUUACCUUUGUUGGAAUUAUCAACAUGACCAUUUCCCCACUUACCUCCUGCCCUCACACAGUUCUCACAGGAUUGCCCUUGUCUGUCAUUACUAGUGGCUUCCCCAAUGGGAGGUUUUUCUCUCAGCUGCAAUUGCAUUAUGUCCAAAGGCCGCACCUUCCUCUCCUUUGAGCACAGCACAGAGCUUAACCCUCAAGAAUCAGUGAUUCAGGGCUGGGUCUCUCCACCUUCAUCAGCGACUUGAGUGACAGCCUCUGAUGCCAUCUAACAUCCCAAUAUGAGGUUUGACUUUUUCAGGUAUUUGUAACCUUCAUCCUGGAGGACUAGAGACAGCCCAGCCCAGAGGACCUGGUUCCAGGAGGUGAUAAUGGAGACCUAUGUGCUCCUGGUCUCACUGGGUAACAGCUCACCUCUGCUCCAUUCAUGGACCUGCUGCCUGUUUGGUUCUGUCCCCUCUGUCCAGGACUGGCUGGUUGAGAAGACCACUGGCACACACUGUCCUUCUUCCCUGCACUCCUCACCAUGUUCUGGACCGACAUCCUCUAUUCUAACCUUUCUGUCUGCACCAAGGGUCUUUUGGUAAAAAACACAAGUCCUCACCUGAGUGCCCAUCACACUCUAACCACAUCUGAGGUCCCCACUCCAGAUUACACAGAAGGGGAACUGACUAGCCUAGCCUGGUUGGGUCAUGUGUCCCCUCGGUCCAGUUAGCAAGGUCAUGGGUGAUAGGCUGCUUCAGAGAAGAGGGUGAGUCAGGCAGUACUUCUUGAGAAUCAUUUAGCAUCAGUUCAUCCAGGGUAUCUUCUUAAACCAUACAAUCCCAGUUAAAACAGGCUCCUGGUGACUUCCCUUGUGGUCCAGUAGUUGAGACUAAACACUUCCAAUGAAUGGGGUACUGGUUCGAUCCCUGGUCAGUGAAGUAAGAUCCCACAUGCUGCACAGCACGGCCAAAACAAAAAAAAGGUGGGGGUAGCUCCUGAAUGCUACACCAUUGUCCCUUGUUUCUUAAGGCCUAGACCAUGCUCCUGUGCUGCUUCAGGAGAUGAUUUUAGAGGGUGCACAGAUCUGACAUAAAGUGGAAUGCUUGGACACCCUGAGAAAGCAAUUCUUUUCCCCUGCUCUUUCCCUUGCUGCUGUCAGGAGAAAGUCUUCUUGGUAUAGUGCUAGGUCUCUAUUGCCCACUGUUACUAAUAUCCCCCUCCCCAUUUUUUGUGCCCGAACAGGGACAUGAAACUAAUAUCCCUUUUUAAUAGAGGGGGCACCCGUGAGCAUACCCCAUGGGGUCCCUGGGACUUCAGAGCAUUAUUUUGAUUUCAUUGUAUUUUCAUGGUAAACUUCCACUUGUCCCAAGUCAAACUGGUUUUCCCAAUUAGCAGAGAAAUACAAAUAUUCUUUUUAAGAUGCAAUCUAUAUAAGAAAAAUAAAAUAUAGGUCAUUUAAAAGAGAAUUGUAACACUGGCCACAGCCAAGUUCCCGUAAACACAGACCAGGUGUCAGGUUUGUUGCAGGCACUGUUCAGACUCCAUUCCUUGAAUUCCAACAUCCUGUCCUCAGCAAAGUAAGGAAAAUACAGCCACUGAGUGAGUCCCUCAGAAACCUCAAGUUAUUCAACGUAGAAGAUGUGCCUUCUUUAUGAGGUGCCAACCUGUGCUUUCUUUGCUGCUAAAAGUCCUUUUUGUGACCACGCUGCAUGGCAUGCAAGAUCUUAGUUCCCAGACCAGACCAGGGAUCGAACCCCUGCCCCCUGCGGUGGAAGCACAGAGGCCUAACCACUGGAUUGCUAGGGAAUUCCCUAAAAGUCCUUUUUAAAAAUGAAAUGUGAGUGUAGAUGAUAGUUAAUGUCCUUUCUGCACCAAAUCACCAUGUAGAUUUCCUGAUUUUUAAAAAAAUUUUACAGGUCCAUGAAAUAUCAAAAUCUGGGAAUGACCAAGUCAUCCCCUCACACAGAUAUCCCUUUCUCAAGGAUUAAAUACUCCAGAUCACCUCCCCCUCACAUGGCUACCUUCUCCAAGAAUGCUGGCCCUACACAGGGCUGUGCACUGUUUCCUCCUCAGUGUAGCACUCAGGAGGCUGAGUCCUGGAGCCAUAGCUCCUGGUGAGAAUCCCAACUCUGCUUCUCACAGGCUGUAUGGCCCCAGGCAAGUUUCUGAACCUCUCCCUGGCUUAGAGUCCUCCUUGACAGAAUGGGGUAAUAUGGUAUUUAUGUCACAGUACUAUUGUUUGUCUAAAUGGGUUCAUGUAUGAAAACUGACCAGUCUGUUACUUCCUGACUGUGCAGGUCUGAGGUAUGAUCUCUGUUGCCAUCACUGCUCCUGUUGAUACCACCAUCAUCAUCAUCAUUAUCCUCAUUAUCAACAUGCCUGAACUUGGCACCUUCUAGAGCAGUGUUGUGAAGCGUUGUAUUUCAAUAGUACAGUUGCCAGAGACAGCCAACCUGGGUCCCCAACUGGAUCAGCUGAGUAUCAGUUACAUGCCAUUCACCUGUCUCAAUUCACUUGUUAUUGAUAGUUGAGUUGUUUCCAGCUUGGGGAUGUUAAAGAUAAAGCUGCUGCAGACAUUUAUAGCUAGUCUUCAUGUGGAAAUGUGUUUCAUUUAUUUUGAACUAAGAUUUGUGAGUAUAAUUCCUGAGUCAGAUGGUAGGUGAAUUUUUUGUUGUUAAGAAACUGACAAAAUUUCAGUUUCAUUGACCUUUUCAAUUUUUUUUUAGUCUCUAUUUCUGCCCUGAUCUUUAUUAUUUCUUUCUUCUACUAAAUUUGGGUUUUGUUUGUUCUUUUAAUAGUUCCUUUAGGUGUAAGUUUAGGUUGUUUGAGAUUUUUUUUGUUUUCCUGAGGUAGGCUUGUAUCACUAUAAACUUCCCACUUUGGACUGCUUUAGCUAUAUCCCAUAGAUUUUGGAUUGUUUUGUUUUUGUUUUUAUUUGCCUAUAGAUUUUUUUUUUUUUUUUGCCACACUGGGCAGCUUGAGGGAUCUCAGUUUCCCGACAAGUGAUUGAACCCAGGCCACAGCAGUGAAAGCCUGGAAUCCUAUCCACUAAGCCACUAGAGAACUCCUGAUUUUUUUUUUAUUUCUUUGAUUUCUUCAGUGAUCCAUUGGUUGUUAGCAUAUUAUUUAGUCUCCAUGUGUUUGUGUUUUUUGCAGUUUUUUUUUUUUCUUUUUCUUGU